CUCUUUUGACUUAUUUCUCUCUCUCUCUCUCUCUCUCUCUCUCUCUCUCUCUCUAACGUCUUCCUUCUUCUUCUUCUUUUUACUUCCCUUUUCUCUUCUCACUCAAACAAACAACCACUAUGUCUCCUUCAAUUUCUCUCUCUGCUAUAUUUCUCAUCCUCCUCCUCCUUCAAUCUCCUCUCCCAUCUCUCUCAACAAACUCCGAAGGAAACGCUUUACACGCUUUGAGAACCAGGCUUUCUGAUCCCAACAACGUUCUUCAAAGCUGGGACCCAACUCUUGUUAACUCAUGCACUUGGUUCCAUGUUACCUGCGACUCCAACAACCACGUUAUUCGCCUAGACUUGGGUAAUUCUAACAUCUCUGGUUCUUUGGGACCUGAACUAGCUCAAUUAACUCAUCUUCAAUACUUGGAGUUAUAUAAUAAUAAUAUUAAUGGAAAAAUUCCUGAGGAACUUGGUAAUUUGAAGAAUCUGAUAAGUAUGGAUUUGUAUAAUAAUAAAUUUGAAGGGAAUAUCCCAAAGUCAUUUAGCAACUUGAAGGCAAUUAAAUUCCUGAGGUUAAACAACAAUAAGCUCACAGGACCUAUCCCAAGAGAACUUACUCAUCUUAAAAAUCUCAAAAUUCUUGAUGUUUCUAAUAAUAACCUCUGUGGAACAAUACCAGUAGAUGGCAACUUUGGAUCUUUCCCAGCAGAAAGUUUUGAAAAUAACGCACUCAACGGCCCAGAACUGAAAGGACUGGUUCCUUAUGACUUUGGAUGCUAAGAAAGAUCGAAGAAUUCAACGAGUGGCCUCCUCAGAUUGCUAUGAAGAGGCUUCUUUACACGGGUAGUUAGUACUAUCAGAGAUGUAUGAUUGCUACAAAAUGAACCUAAGAGACACAUGUAUGUCAAAAUAUAUGUAAUAGUAGUAAAUAAGAUGAUAUUAGCAUCCGUCUCUCUGGUUCUAGGCUGCAUAGCAAGACUAGGAUCAUGUUGAUUUCAAGUAAACGUCUUUCUAGUAAUUUAUUCGUUUUUAUAUAUAUAGUGGUUUGAUGCCUAA
Vicia villosa (hairy vetch) is the source of this 1043-nucleotide messenger RNA. RefSeq names its product leucine-rich repeat protein 2-like. Lineage: Eukaryota; Viridiplantae; Streptophyta; Magnoliopsida; Fabales; Fabaceae. The transcript has 6 exons. Gene Ontology annotation, molecular function: protein binding. The record is from RefSeq and is a predicted model, not a curated record. Bases 120 to 767 code for a protein of 215 amino acids.